Messenger RNA from Gloeophyllum trabeum ATCC 11539, 1287 nucleotides. RefSeq lists its product as uncharacterized. The transcript is spliced from 5 exons. Bases 74 to 952 code for a protein of 292 amino acids. The record is from RefSeq and is a predicted model, not a curated record. Lineage: Eukaryota; Fungi; Basidiomycota; Agaricomycetes; Gloeophyllales; Gloeophyllaceae.
GUACCACAACCGCGUACUGCUGCCUUGUCCUCGUCCUUGCUUUCGUUGACUCUGCCAGCACUUCAUUACAACCAUGUCUGUCAGACCGGCUGUUCUGCGACGCCUGAUGCGCGAACUCAGCGAACUGAAGACGAGCCCGCCGGAGGGGAUACGCGUCGUGACGAGCGACGAUAAUAUGCUCGAUGUGACUGGCAUCAUUCAGGGACCAGAGGGCACGCCGUACGCGGGUGGCUACUUCAAGGUGAAGUUCAACUUCACCGAGGAGUUCCCUGCCGCGCCUCCGAAAUGCCGCUUCAUGACGAAGAUAUUCCACCCGAACGUCUCUGGCGCGGGCGAAAUUUGUGUGAACACGCUGAAGAAGGACUGGCAGUCGUCCUACGGCAUCGGGCACAUACUCGUCACGGUCAAGUGCCUGUUGAUAUACCCUAACCCCGAGUCCGCACUGGAUGAGGAAGCGGGAAAGCUCCUGUUGGAGAACUACGACAACUACUUCGAGAGAGCGAAGCUGAUUACUAGUGUCCACGCCACGCCAAGGGUCCCCCCUCCUGAGUUUGCGACACCAUCCUCUGCACCAGAGGCAUCCUCCUCGAAGUCACCUAUCCCCACGAUCUCCGCCACGACUGUUCCAUCUCCAGCGGCCCUCCCCACGCACGUCGCAUCCACUCCCCUCGUCAAACCGGUGCCACCAACCACCAUGUCCCACCCCCUUCAGUCCUCCGCACCAAACGGACUUCCAACCUCCCUCUCCGCAGAGAAGGAAAAGAUCGCGAAGGAGCGACACGUCUCCCCGUCCCCUCUCAGCACGGCCGACUCGAACGUCGGCACGGGCGUGGGCGCCGCCGCGCCCAGCACUACCUCCGCGCCGGCACCGGCGAAAGCUGUGAAGAGGGCUGCUGGCGCCGGCGGCGCGACGGGCGUGGAGAAGCGGAAGAAGGCGCUGAAGAGGCUCUGAUGUAUGUGUGGCUUGGCGGCGGCCGUGUGCUUGGAUCUGUAUGGUUUAUGGACCGUUGAGUGUUAUGUUGAUAUCCUUUGCUGUGGCUUUAUGCGUGUACAUGUUGAUACUUAAUAGUAGCUAUUUUAUCAUUUUCUGCGGCUCUAACGUCUCAAAAAUCCUAUUGAAUUGUAGGCCGUACGCGUUCAUCCAAAUGCUUACGGUGUGUGACUAUGCGAUCAAGGUGCGUACGGUACACAUGCUGGUAUAGAUCACGAAUACGGUCCGUUUCCGUCCCAAAGUCCAGUGACAGGAAUAUGUGCAUAACCGCGGGUCAAUGUAAAGGUUGAAAGUAC